AUGAGAUCUAAAGUAAUAUUCAUUCUCUUGAUGCUGUUAAUUACAGAUUACGUUACUAACAGUGAUGGCGCUUUCUCUAAACAGAAGAUUUUGGAAGUUGAGAGAAAACUACACCAUCUUAGAAAACACUCAUUAAAAACCAUUGAGAGUGAAGACGGAGAUAUUAUUGAUUGCGUCGACAUUAAAAAGCAACCUGCGUUUGAUCAUCCUGCUUUGAAAGAUCACAAAAUUCAGAUGGCUCCUAGUUACAACUCAGCUAAGAAGGAUCCCAUAGAAAGGACUAGAAGUAAAACAAAGAAUACCAUGAAGAAGCAAAAGGAUGAAGAACCGUAUGUGACAGUAGCAUCCCAAAUAUGGCAGAAAAAUGGAAGUUGUCCAAAGGGAACGGUACCUGUUCGAAGAAUACUAAAGAGAGAGCUUCUUAAGGCUCGCACAAUCGAUGAAUACGGAAGGAAGAAACCCAGUUUUUUAAACAGACAAGUAAAUCAUCGGCUGAAUAAUAAUCUGGAUUCCUUUGUACAGCAACAAAAUCACUCUAAGGCAAUACUAUUCGCAGAUGGAUUUCGCUACGUGGGAGGUAAAGGAGACAUUAGAGUUUUUGGUCCUUCGGUUGAAAAGGAUGAUGAAUACAGCACUGCUCAGGUUUCUCUUUUGAGUGGAGGAUCUUACAAUUACUAUGAGUGCAUUGAAUCCGGUUGGGCGGUCAAUCCUAGUGUAUAUGGAGAUAGGAAGACUCGAUUAUUCGCAUAUUGGACGGCCGAUGGUUCGCACGAAACAGGUUGCUUUGAUCUGACCUGUCCUGGAUUUAUUCAAACCAGCAAUGAAAUUGCCUUAGGUGCUGCAAUUUAUCCAAUACCAGUUCCUGGUGGUCUUCCAUACCAAAUAACUAUUUACAUCUAUAAGGACCCAAUUACUAAUAAUUGGUGGGUGCAAUAUGGUGAAAAGACCAACAUAGGUUAUUGGCCACCAGAAAUAUUCAGAGCAAUUUGCUACCAUGCUGAAUCAGUGGAAUGGGGUGGUGAAGUUUACAGUACAACUGUUGGACAUACUCCUCAUACCAAAACACAAAUGGGUAACGGACAAUUUCCUAGAGGCCACUAUUCAGCUUCCAUAUUAAGGAUGAGAGUUCACGAUAAUUAUCCGAUCCUGAAGAUUCCAGAAUGGGUUCAAUAUUACUCAGAUGAAUAUAAUUGUUAUGAUGUUUACUAUCAAUCAGAUUAUCUUGAAGAUCCUGAGUUUAGUUAUGGAGGACCCGGUAGUAAUCCAAUGUGCCCUUAA
This is a messenger RNA of Lathyrus sativus (Indian pea), 1278 nucleotides long. Lineage: Eukaryota; Viridiplantae; Streptophyta; Magnoliopsida; Fabales; Fabaceae. The record is from the annotation of a GenBank genome assembly.